AUGACCAUCAACCCUACCUACCUUGCGCAGCGCACGCGCUCCUCUGUCAACUGGGGUGAUGCCAGAUUUCGUGUCCUCAAGUCUUACCGGGAAUGGCUGAGAGCGUCCCCGGAGAUCCAGACCAUGUACUCCUUGAACAUCCCCGUGUCCGCCAUCCGCACCAAGAUCCGCCAGGAGUUCGAGAAGCACCGAUACGUGAAGCAGCUUGGCGUUGUCGACGUGCUGCUGUUCCAGAGCCACUCCGAGUUCCAGGAAACCCUCAACUUCUGGAAGCAGCUGUCACAUGUGAUGAAGUACUUCCGGCCAGAGGAGGAGCCCGGUGCCCGUCUACCCCCCAACUUCAUCUCGGGCUUCUUGGAAGGCCGCAACUAA
Molecule: messenger RNA, 372 nt
Organism: Aspergillus affinis
Lineage: Eukaryota; Fungi; Ascomycota; Eurotiomycetes; Eurotiales; Aspergillaceae
Product: putative NADH-ubiquinone oxidoreductase B14 subunit
Exons: 4
Coding region: 1-372 (123 amino acids)
Biological process (GO): response to oxidative stress
Source: RefSeq, a predicted model, not a curated record